This is a messenger RNA of Salvelinus namaycush (lake trout), 453 nucleotides long. Its product is annotated as cornifin alpha-like. Lineage: Eukaryota; Metazoa; Chordata; Actinopteri; Salmoniformes; Salmonidae. The transcript has a single exon. The coding region runs from base 1 to 453 and encodes 150 amino acids. The record is from RefSeq and is a predicted model, not a curated record.
AUGGCGUACAGAGUACUGGGUAGCUGCAGGAACAGGGUUAAGGAGACCAUGGUGUACAGUGUACUGGGUAGCUGCAGGGACAAGGUUAAGGAGACCAUGGUGUACAGUGUACUGGGUAGCUGCAGGGACAAGGUUGGAGAGACCAUGGAGUACAGAGUACUGAGUAGCUGCAGGGACAAGGUUAAGGAGACCAUGGCGUACAGAGUACCGGGUAGCUGCAGGGACAGGGUUAAGGAGACCAUGGAGUACAGAGUACCGGGUAGCUGCAGGGACAAGGUUAAGGAGGCCAUGGCGUACAGAGUACCGGGUAGCUGCAAGGACAGGGUUAAGGAGACCAUGGAGUACAGAGUACUGGGUAGCUGCAGGGACAGGGUUAAGGAGACCAUGGAGUACAGAGUACCGGGUAGCUGCAGGGACAAGGUUAAGGAGAGACCAUGGCGUACAGAGUACUGA